This is a messenger RNA of Anoplopoma fimbria (sablefish), 3889 nucleotides long. It is a transcript of the gene lix1l, whose product is annotated as limb and CNS expressed 1 like. The transcript has 6 exons. Gene Ontology annotation, biological process: autophagosome maturation. Gene Ontology annotation, cellular component: cytoplasm. NCBI's taxonomy places the organism in Eukaryota, Metazoa, Chordata, Actinopteri, Perciformes, Anoplopomatidae. The record is from RefSeq and is a predicted model, not a curated record. Bases 215 to 1285 code for a protein of 356 amino acids.
CGCAGUCUAAUCCAGAGAGUGAGGAUGCGCAGCAGCGGUGAUAUGUGUCGAAUGAACAUCGGCUAAGUACUUCUCUCGACUGUGAUUGACAAAAACCCUGCUAACACUUUGUUCAUCAAGCCCCCAAAAGCCCAUUUGUUUGAGCCUGAAACCGUCGGGUCGAUCGGGACAAAUUGAAUCCAGACCAGGACUCUUCAGACGCUACGUCGGGACAAUGGAAUCCAGCCUGAUCCCGGACAGUAUCCGCCCUCAGCGGCUGCAGCCAGGCAUUGGAUUCGGUUCAGGACACACCGGGACCCUCCGCUCCUCUCUCCGGCCCGGGGUGACGGUCCCCAUCGCGCCGCUGCUGCCCUCCCCGGCCUCUCUGGCUGCUUCCUGCGGGCCUCCUCUACCCCCGCCUCCCCUGCAGUUCCACAGCCUGUACGGCGGUAUCGGAGCCGCGCUGGGGCCGGGGGCUGCCGGCCACUGUAACCCGGGGAACCCGGCGGUGCUGAAGGAGGCGGUGGAGGCUGUGGUCCGCAGCUUCGCCAAACACACGCAGGGCUACGGCAGAGUAAACGUGGUGGAAGCCUUACAGGAGUUUUGGCAAAUGAAGCUGACCAGAGGGGCCGACCUGCGGAACGGAGCUCUUGUUGUUUAUGAAAUGGUCCCAUCCAGCAGCCCUCCAUAUGUUUGCUAUGUCAGUCUUCCUGGGGGCAGCUGCUUCGGAAGUUUCCAGUUCUGUCCCACCAAGGCAGAGGCAAGACGCAGCGCUGCCAAGAUUGCUCUGAUGAAUUCUGUUUUCAAUGAACAUCCUUCUCGACGCAUCACAGACGACUUCAUCGAGAAGAGCGUCAGUGAGGCCCUAGCGACCUUCAAUGGAAACAGAGAAGAGGCUGACAAUCCCAAUACAGGAAUUGGGGCUUUUCGCUUCAUGCUAGAGUCCAACAAAGGAAAAUCCAUGCUGGAGUUUCAGGAGCUGAUGACUGUGUUCCAGCUGCUGCACUGGAACGGGAGUCUGAAAGCCAUGAGAGAACGACAGUGUUCCCGACAGGAAGUGCUGGCUCACUAUUCCCACCGGGCUCUUGAUGAUGACAUGCGCACUCAGAUGGCCGCCGACUGGGUGAACCGGGAACAGAGUGUAGCGAGCACUAUUGCGCAGGAGGUGGCAUCAACGGAGCGAGAACUGGAGGACGCCAGGCUGGCGGGCAGAGAACUGCGUUUUUACAAAGAGAAGAAAGACAUCCUGAUGAUAGCUGUGGGCCAACUCAAUGCAGCCAACACUGCCACGCUGCCUUCGCACUAAACCUGCCAUCCAUUGUGGAAACAUGCCUUCACACUCCAUAGGAUUCCUGGUAACAGUAUUGAUCAUUUCAUAGAUAUAAAGGUGCUUCAUCUGAACUUUUAGGUUUGGUAUCUUAUGUUUUUUACAUGAGGACCAGGUAGUCAGGGCUUGACUAACAGUAUGCACAUCUGUUCAUAACACCAACACAUGCCGCUAUAGCCGUUACCUCUUUGUGCCUAGUGAUUACAGGAUAACACUGCUUUUAAAAAAACAAAAAACUGUAAACUUGUUGGCAUUCCAGCUGACUAGGGUUUAUAUGUUUUUCAUUAUUUCAUAUUGUAUUUACACGAAGUAGACCUACAGAAACACGCGGCCUGCCUUUCAUCAGUGAAUGUACGGGACAUAAGUUAAUAUGACCCAUCAAACCAAACUCAUUUGAUCAAUGUAUGGACCAUUGAAGUUUGUUUUUAUUUCAUGUUUUGGGUGUGUUUACUUGUGUAUAGUAUUUUGGACUCUGGCAAGGAAAGGAGUUAAGAUGUAUGGGUUUUAAAACCCUAAUUGCAAGUACCUUGUGUCCAUUAAUAAUCAGAAUAUGUCCAAAAUAUCACCACAAAAACAGCAAAAUCUGCAUGGGGAUUUAAGAUCCCACCUUAUAACCCUCCCUUCAUGGGUAUACUCUGCCUGUUAUAAUGGGAUACAGUGGAAAUUGCAUCCUCAAAUAAUACCAGAAUUCAAGUAAGAUUUUAAACAAUUAUAUUGGCUCAUGUUAUAAUUUGUGGGUACUUUGCUAAAAUGUCAGCAGGUGACUGACAGCAGCUCAGGUUUUGAAAAAAAUCUGAUAUUGAACCAUGAUUUUAACUAAUUGAACUAUGAUUCCUUAUUAUCUUUUGAAGGCAUUUGACUAUUUUAAUGUGCAUUGUAUGCUUGGUGACCAUGACACUAGCUGAAUGUAUAUUUUAAGUGUGCUAUCAACUAAAGGAUUUGCAAACUUAUGCUGUUGAACAUUUAGACUGUUGAAUUAGUCUUGUGAUACAGGUUGUGUUGGUCAUGUGCUUCAUGUGCUUCAUUUAGAGCAGUUCAAAUUGUUGUGACUUGGGAGACUAAAAUGGAGGUCGGGAUCUCAGCAGAAACAAAGAAUAGAGGUGAUUAGGGGUAAAAUGUACAGACCAAAAAAUAGUUGAGGAAUCUUUUUGUUUUAAACAAACGGAUUCAUCACGUGUGAGUCAUUGUGGUUGUGCUAAACACUACCAGCACUUGUGGUUUAUGUUUUUUUUGACAUAUGGGAAGGAGAAUCUGUUUGUUAGCAGUGCUGGUGUAUGUCCACGGGCUAAACACAAUGUAUGUAACUCGCACUUAUCACCUUUUAAAAUGUUUUUAUGUUGAAGGACCUGAUUUCAUUUAUACUGUAAAUGUGAUAUUUUUAUAUUUCUCUUUGUACCUAAAAUGUAUUGAAUACAUUAUACGGAUAAAGGCAUUUCAAUGAGUAGCCUUUUAAGGACCCCAUAUAAUGGAAGUGAGCAUUUAAUUGAUAAUGUCGGCACUUAGUUAUGCAAGUUAAACAGCAGGAGGGCUCAUUCUCACCACUGAAUGCUGGAUUGUCAACAGCAGAAACUGAUUACGCUAAAUUUGGAGAGAUGGCAAAUUGUAAGCAAAGCAGCAGAAAUGGAGUAUGAUUAAAGCCAGAUGCAAUUUUGUUAUUUUAUUGCUCUGUCUCUUCACUGGGAUCAUUGUGCCUUAUUGAAAUUGGUAGAGUGCAAAAGUUACAACUCAAAACUCAAAAGAUGAUGAAUUACAUGAGGUCUUUAAAAUAUGUUCUACUCUGCUUUACAAUGUUUUUUUUGUUGUUUCAUGUAAAGUUUAAAUGACAGAGUUCAUGCUAUAUUACUGUUACAGUACUUUAAAGGAAGAGUUGGACAUUUGGGGAAAUUUGCUUAUUCAAUUUUUGGAGGAGAGUUAAAUGAGAAGAUUGACACCAUUCUUAUGUAUAUGCAUUACAUAUAAGGCGGCAGCCAGCUAGCUUAUCUAAGCAUAAAGGAAGGAAACAGUUGCCUGCAAUAGCUUCACAUUUACAGUACAGACAUUACAGCAGUAACAAUGUUUUCACCUAACUCUCCACCAGAAGGUUAGUAAGCUUUUUUGCCGAAAUGUUGAACUGUUCCUUAAAUAUGUUACAUGACCAUAGAUUAUGAAGGAUUUAUUAAAUCUUACUACCUUUUGGUAAACAUUUGUAAUCAUAUAUAUUGUUUGUUUGGUACUCAGCUUGCAAAAUAUGUGUGCAGCACAAAAUAUUUCUAAGUAAUUUCGUCUUGAAAUACUGAAAAUUUAAAAUACACUUUUGAAUUGAAACAAUGCACACUUUGACCUCAUAAUUCUGCAAUUUGAACCCUUUCAUCUCACAUUUUCCGUUAAACUUUUGUUAACUCUUGCUCAGAGAAUCUGGAGUUACGUUUUCUGAAUCCAUCAGUGAUUUUUAUCCUCCCAUGAACCAAUUUGGUUAGAUUUUCAAAGCUGAAAUACAAUUAUGGGGCUGGAGAUCUUGAAUUGUGUGGUGUGUUUUUUUUUUCUCUUUACAUGUUUCUUCUAUGUAAGAUGCUUAUUAUGUGUGUGAUUUUUUUUUUUUUUUUU